Protopterus annectens (West African lungfish) is the source of this 1218-nucleotide messenger RNA. RefSeq names its product G protein-coupled receptor 39 (gene GPR39). NCBI's taxonomy places the organism in Eukaryota, Metazoa, Chordata, Ceratodontiformes, Protopteridae. The transcript has a single exon. Gene Ontology annotation, molecular function: G protein-coupled receptor activity. Bases 367 to 1218 code for a protein of 283 amino acids. Gene Ontology annotation, cellular component: membrane. The record is from RefSeq and is a predicted model, not a curated record. Gene Ontology annotation, biological process: G protein-coupled receptor signaling pathway.
AUUUUGCUUUUUUUGCAGUGAAAGUCGAACUGUCAUGCUGCUGUUCAGUGUGUGCCGUGCUUCGCACUCGACCAAAAUCACACUCAACAGAGCUUAAAUCUUUUUUUCCCAUCAGGUGAAAAAAAAAGGAUUGGGAUAGGGAAAGCCUUACCGAAGGUGGACAUGCAAUGACGUCAUAAAGUGGGUGGUUAUCUGCGAAGAGAACUUUGGUCUGGUCUAAGGCAAGAAGGUUAAAUUAUAACGCUGAAAACUUCCGCGCGUUGUAUUAACUUCCUAAACACAGACGUUGGCCGUGGGUGUGCAAGUUAGCUCAUUAUCAGUGCAACCUCGAAGUAUCGAUACCUGUUGCAGACAACUGCAGUAAACAUGAUGCCUCAUAGGGUAAACUGCAGUGGUUACUUGAAAGAAGUUGAUAUUAAGCGUUUUAAACUUUCGAGAGACGUCCAGGUGUCUCUGUCUAUCAUAUACAUUAUCAUAUUUUUGAUCGGAGUGAGUGGGAACCUCAUUACGGUCACAGUCACACAGGUGCUACAAAAGAAAGGCUAUCUUCAGAAAGCGGUAACAGACCAUAUGAUCAGCCUGGCUUGCUCAGACUUAUUAGUCCUUUUGUUGGGAAUGCCUGUACAAUUAUAUAGCGCAGUGUGGAAACCUUAUACAUCAGGCACCUUAAACAGUGCCUGCAAAAUUUACUCCUUCCUUUUUGAAGCCUGUAGCUAUGCAACAAUUUUUAAUGUUGCUACGUUAAGCUUUGAGCGCUACACAGCAAUCUGCCGUCCUUUUCAUUACAAGUCACUUACCGGGACUCGAACCAUUGUAAUAAUCUGUUUAGUGUGGUUUGCCUCUUUGCUCGUGGGCCUGCCUCAGAUUUUUGCUACUGGGAUUGUUCAUCCACUGGAAGGCAGAAUCCAUAACUGCACCAGGCGUCUCAGGCGUUUGACAGAAAACAUUUCAAUCUGCACUAAUUUGGCGGACCAACAAGUGGUUUACCAGGCUAGCAUCUAUGGAGCUUUUAUUAUUUAUCUCUUCAUUCUAGUGUCUGUGGCAUUCAUGUGUCAGAAAAUGGUGAGAACUUUGGCUGCUAUGCAAAGAGGGACUGUACCUAUUACAAGGGGGACGGAAAAAGGGAAAAAAGUCCAAUUCCUCUCCAAAAGGGAGAAAGCAACAGCUCAUGAUUCGCGGAAGCAAACCAUUAUCGUUUUAGGUAAGGAGACGUGCUAA